Molecule: messenger RNA, 612 nt
Organism: Cynoglossus semilaevis (tongue sole)
Lineage: Eukaryota; Metazoa; Chordata; Actinopteri; Pleuronectiformes; Cynoglossidae
Gene: rpl11
Product: ribosomal protein L11
Exons: 5
Coding region: 21-563 (180 amino acids)
Biological process (GO): translation
Cellular component (GO): ribosome
Molecular function (GO): structural constituent of ribosome
Source: RefSeq, a predicted model, not a curated record
GUUGAUGUGACUCGGUAUUCAUGGUUUUCCAGGACCAGGGUGAGAAGAAGGAGAACCCCAUGCGAGAGCUCCGCAUCCGCAAGCUCUGUCUCAACAUCUGCGUCGGUGAGAGCGGAGACAGACUGACCCGAGCUGCCAAAGUGCUGGAGCAGCUGACAGGGCAGACUCCUGUCUUCUCCAAGGCCCGCUACACAGUGCGAUCCUUCGGUAUCCGCAGAAAUGAAAAGAUUGCUGUCCACUGCACCGUCCGUGGAGCCAAGGCAGAGGAGAUCCUGGAGAAGGGACUCAAGGUGCGUGAGUAUGAAUUGAGAAAGAACAACUUCUCCGACACCGGAAACUUUGGCUUCGGCAUUCAGGAGCACAUCGAUCUGGGCAUCAAGUACGACCCCAGCAUUGGUAUCUACGGACUGGACUUCUACGUGGUUCUGGGCCGACCCGGCUUCAGCAUCGCAGACAAGAAGCGGAAAAGAGGCCGCAUCGGCUUCAAGCACCGCAUCCGCAAAGAGGAGGCCAUGCGCUGGUUCCAGCAGAAAUACGAUGGCAUCAUCCUCCCCGGGAAGUAAAGGACCACCUUUUGUUCUUGUUUAAUAAAAAAUAUUAAGUGGAACAUGA